Messenger RNA from Linum trigynum, 3086 nucleotides. NCBI's taxonomy places the organism in Eukaryota, Viridiplantae, Streptophyta, Magnoliopsida, Malpighiales, Linaceae. The record is from the annotation of a GenBank genome assembly.
AUAUUACACAAGUCAACAAGCAGGGAAAGGUCAUGUGGUCAUCCAUUCAUCACCUAUGACACAUGUUGUGUAGUAUGGAUUCCACUUCUCAUAUGAUCAUGAUGUGAUUCAAGCCAUAGAUGCAUAGUUCAUUUUUUUUUUUUUUUUUUGUGUUAAUCCACUUUGCACUUGCACUGACACUGAAAAGGUCUAUUCAGAUCAAGUUUAUAUGACCUCAUCAUUUGAGUUAGGGCUGGCCAACCUCUUCAUAGAAAGAUAUCUCAAAUCAACACUUUGACACAACUUAAAACUUUCUGACACCACUACCAAAAAGUUAGGUCCAAAACAGAACAGGUACUUGUAACCCCAUUCAAAGCAGCUAUAUGGAUUCUUCCAGGCCGAGAACAUUCAGUAAUUAUUAGCGUGACUCCAACCAACCAACUAAAGCUACAAGCUCGUAACUCUAGUCUUAAGAACAACAACUAAAUCUUCUCUGCACUUGUUAAGUGGAGAAAAAUGGAGGUCAGGGCUGCUGAAACAGCAGCAGGAGCUUUCCCUACCCAUCAGCAACUAGCAAUUUUCGUCCUCUUUAUCUUUGCUUCUCUUAUCAACCUGAUAUCAAGCUAGCUAGGCUAGGAUCUUCAGUGUUCAAUCACGGGUAAGCCGCAAAGGUGGAACCAGAUCAAGAAGAAAGAAGAAAUUAAGUUUGGCUCCAACUCUGUCGCCCCUGUUCUGCCUCUGUUUCUGGGUAUGAUAAUAAUGCAGUUUUUAUUACGGUAGCGUAUAUGUGGUGGGAAAGCAUCACAGGAUUUGGUGUUGUAAUAUCAUAAUAAUAUUAUCAAAUAUAUCAAAACCAAAACACACACACCACCAUGGCCACAUAUUCAAAGCAGCUAUAGCUUCACGGACCAUUUUAAGAGGGAGAAGACGACACCCACGAGACUAACAAGGAGAGAAACAAUUUAAUGUGCAGCCAAAAAAAAAAAAGAAAAAAAAAAGAAGAGAGCUUAUUCUGUUGCAUUGAUAUAAAGGGAGGGAAGAUAGCUCGCAUGAGAAAGAAGGAGAAGCCCAGCUCUCUCUCUGUUCUCUCCUCCUUCUCCCAAUUAAUACCCACAUUUUAUUCCUCUGUUCUUAAUAAAUUCCUCACCCUGUCUCGGCAGUUUUUUCACAACACAGGCAGGGGAAGAUGGGAAGGCCGAGUUUGAGAAGCUUCACGUCCAUGGUGUGCAUUGCUUUCCUGGUCUGGUCAUCGUCCAGCUUCGAGAGCUGCAUUGCAAGAAGCGGGAGGCGGCAUUGGAGGAGGCAUGACGGUGGCAAUGGGCUUUCAGCUUCUCUGUCAAAGAAGAAACCCAAAAGCCAUGGAAGCAGCAGCAGUCACCACCAUCACAAUGGUGGGUCGUCAAAGAAAGCUCCUUCCCCACCAGCUAAAGCGCCAAAUUCACCUGCUCCGUCGUCGUCGAAACCGCCGAAACAUGUUCCGGUAGCAUCGCCGGCGCCUCCUCCUCCUCCAACUGCUGCAACUCCGUCGCCGCUGAAAGACUCGCUUACCUUCAAUGUGCUUGAUUUCGGCGCCACGGGGGAUGGAAAGUGCGACGACACUAAGGCGUUUCAGGCAGCAUGGGCAGCUGCCUGUAAAGUGGAGAGAUCAGUGAUGCUUGUUCCUGAGAAAUAUCAAUUCCUCGUUGGACCCAUUUCUUUCUCUGGUCCAUACUGUCAGAAAGGCAUCACCUUUCAGGUGGAUGGUACAAUUGUGGCACCCAUGAACUCCAAUGCCUGGGGCAAAGGCCUGCUGCAGUGGCUGGAAUUCUCCAAGCUUGUGGAGAUCACAAUUCAAGGGAAAGGCACCAUUGAUGGGAGUGGUUCAGUUUGGUGGCAAGACAACCCGUAUGUCGAACCUGACAAUCUAGCACCACAGAUCAUCCCCUUGGACAACAGCACAUUGUUACAGAAACACCCACCACCGCUACAAACUGAACUCAGCAGCAAAAUGCCAAGCACCAAACCAACGGCGGUGAGGUUCUAUGGAAGCCUGAAUGCAACUGUGACAGGGAUCACGAUUCAGAACAGUCCUCAGUGCCACCUCAAGUUCGACAACUGCAUUGGCGUGAUGGUGCAUCACAUUCGAGUCUCGUCCCCAGGAGAUAGUCCCAACACGGAUGGAGUCCACUUGCAGAACUCCAGAGAUGUGCUCAUCCACAGCAGCACCCUUGGUUGCGGAGAUGACUGCAUUUCCAUACAAACAGGGUGCACAAACGUAUACAUACACGAUGUGAACUGCGGUCCAGGCCAUGGCAUCAGCAUUGGCAGCCUGGGAAGGUAUAACACACGAGCCUGUGUCUCCAACAUCACCGUGAAAAAUGUCAACAUGCACAGCACCAUGACCGGCGUCAGGAUCAAGACUUGGCAGGGUGGAUCGGGCUCGGUGUCCGGGAUCAUGUUCUCGGACAUCCAGCUCACCGAGGUCCAGUUCCCGAUCGUGAUCGACCAGUUCUACUGCGACAAGUCCACCAGCUGCAAGAACCAAUCCUCGGCGGUGUCGGUGUCAGGGAUCAACUACCAACGAAUCAAGGGCACAUACACGGUGAAACCUGUGCAUUUCGCCUGCAGCGACAACCUGCCCUGUAUAGACAUCAGCUUGACCAGCAUCGAGCUGAAACCGUUGCAGGAGCAGAAGUACCAUUUGUACGAUCCUUUCUGCUGGGCGACGUAUGGAGAGCUCAACACUCCCACCACCCCUCCCAUCGAAUGUCUGCAGAUCGGCAAGCCAACCACCAACCGCCCACAAACCGAUCACGACACGUGUUGAAUCGCGGUUCGAUCGAACGGGUGCACUGAUUUGUGUGGUUUGGCAAUCAUUUUCCUGACCCCAUAUCCGCACACCUUAAGCAAAAAAAAAAUGCUUUUAUCAGGUUCGUUCAUAUAUAGUUUACCGUAGCAGUCCUGCUUGAAGAAUUAGUUCAUGUAAAAUAUCCGCGAGAGUUAUAUAGAAGAGUGCGUUGUUUUUUUUUUUUUUAUCAUAUGGAAUAUGAUUUGUACUAUACAACCAAGCAAUUUAUUUGCAUAUGUAUUGGGUUGGUAGAUGAAGAUAAUAUAUAUGUUCUAUGAGU